GUUGUUGGAAGCAAACCGAUUUUUGGAGGUUAUGUUUGGUUUUGAUUCAUAAAUUUCAUAAUAAAUAGUGAACGCAUAAUAUUUAACGGAAAAAGUCAAACAGAACAAUCUGACGCGAGUCGUUUCAUAAAAGUAUUACAAUGCUUGAUAAAAUUCUUUAUAACACCGUGUUAUGCCAAACAUUUUCACCUUGCGGUAAAUAUUUAGUGGCCGGUAACAUUUACGGACAAGUAGCUGUAUUUGACCUCGACAGAAUACUAAAUCCAAUCGUAGAACUCCUUACGUCUGACUACAACAAGCCUAAACAGAUCUAUAAAAUCGAGUCUGGAAAACAAAUAUGCAGCUUGGCCAGUUCUGAGAAUUUUCUCAUUAUUGGAACAGUUAAUGAAAUUACUGGCUGGGAAUGGAAGGCAGUAGUUUCCGGAAAAUGGUCCAAACCAUCAUGGACCAUAACUAUUACUAUGAAAUCCUCCAUGGAACAAUCUGAUGUGAACAGCCUAUGGCUCUCUGAAGAUCAGUCCAAACUGUUUGCCGGAUGUGGUGACAACAAUAUUUACGCUUUUAACCUGGAGGACGGCAGAUUGGUGACAACUUUUAAGGGCCAUAGUGAUUAUAUUCAUAGCAUACAUGGCAAGGCGCAACAACUUAUAUCAGGCGGUGAAGAUGGUCUAGUGAUGCUUUGGGAUGAGAGGACGGGAAAGUCUCAUAACAAACUGGAGCCCCACGCCAACAGCAAAGUGACCCGGCCAGAGGUGGGCAAGUGGAUAGGGGCUGCGUCUUUGGCAGAUGACUGGAUUGUAUGCGGCGGCGGCCCCCGCCUGGCCCUGUGGCACCUCCGCUCCCUCGACCCCGUGACCACCUUCGACCUCCCCGACCGCGGCAUACACGUGGCAUUCUUCCACGACGACUGCGUGUUCGCCGGCGGCGCCACUAAGCACCUCUACCAACUUUCAUACUCCGGUGACAUUAGGGUUGAACUACCGGUGUCAGCGACUACUGUGUAUUCGGCGGUGAUAAAGACAAGUCCGAAUGUUUUGGCUAUUGCGGGGUCUAGUCCGGAGAUAGAUCUGUGUACGACGUUUAAUUAUAGGGAUCAGGUACUGCAUUUCCGGUAAGUUGUAAUGUAAGCAAAGCAGUUGCAGAUGCAAAUGAAUUAUUGGUGUAACUAUCUUCUCUCCCGCUCUGGCAGGUCUGUAAGUACUAAACUACAAAGGUAAUUUUGUUUUUUAUAGUCUGGCUAACCAUUUAAGACAGUGGAAGGCGGAAAAUAAAAAACCCAUAGAACAUUUUCGCGCUUUUUAAGGGUCCCCGGCAAGCUCGGUUCUCCAUACAAACGUAGUUCCGCUCUCAUUUUAAAACGACUAGCUAGAUUGCUCUGAAACUUUGUACUUACAAUAGAAUAAGGUAUAUCUAUGUCUGUAAUGGCAAGCGCGGGCGAGGAAAAGCACCCACGAGAUGGUCUGAUGGUGUGAAGAGGGUGGUUGUGUGCGUGACUCAUGUGGCUUAUGACCGCACACUAUGGAGACGGAGCAUACAUGGUCGCGAUCCUCAGCAAUGAGGGACCGAGGAAGAAGAUGUCUGUAAUUAGUUUAUGUAGCUUCAGAUACCAUAGUUAAAAAAAUACAGUGAAUUAAAGUUUUUCAUACAAAACUUGUUUUUGCUCUAUUUUGUUUGUUUUAUAAACUGGAGCUAUAUAAACUAAUUACAGACCUAGAUAUAUGUCAUGUCAUUGUAUGGGCAAAGUUUCAUUACAAUCCAACACGUAGUAAAAUGAGAGCGGAACUACGUUUCUAUGAGAAGGUGCAAUUCGCCGAGCUUGCCGGGGACUCAGUACAACUGACAAAGUGGUUUGCCAGACUAUAGGUACCUUGCGAUUUGCAAAUGAACCUCUGUUUUAUGUCCGUAUUGUGACGUGAACUAUGUUGAAUUUAUGUAAAGACAGACGGUUAGACUCUGAUCACCCUAACUUUGCACAGAAUGCAUAUAUAUCCUAAUCUCC
Molecule: messenger RNA, 1999 nt
Organism: Cydia strobilella
Lineage: Eukaryota; Metazoa; Arthropoda; Insecta; Lepidoptera; Tortricidae
Gene: thoc6
Product: THO complex subunit 6
Exons: 5
Coding region: 141-1115 (324 amino acids)
Biological process (GO): mRNA export from nucleus
Cellular component (GO): transcription export complex; THO complex
Molecular function (GO): protein binding
Source: RefSeq, a predicted model, not a curated record